CGGCGCCUGAGUUGUUUCCCGGAGGCCCGGCCGCGAGACGCUCCGAGGGAGCCCAGCGGGCUAGGGCUGGGCUGGGCUGAGCUGGGCUGGGCUGGGCUGGGCUGGGCGGGGCGGCCCGGAGGGAGCACGCCCCCGGGUGACGCCGGCGCCCGCGAGCAGAGCGCGGCGGGGAGCGCGCCAUGGACCCCAAAACGGGCGGUGCCGAGGAGGAUGACUGCGUGGACUCGGGCGCCGAGACCGGAGGGUCUGACUACAGCCACAUGUCCUCCACCAGCAGUGAGCUCUCGGUGGAGGAGGCGCAGGACCCUUUCCUGGUUAGCAUCCACAUCAUUGCAGACCCGGGGGAAUCCCAACCCCUGCAGGAGGCCAUCGACAAGGUCUUGGCUUGGAUCCACCCAGACCUGCAGCUGUUCCGGGUCUCAGAAAGGCGGGCGUCCCGGCGGCGGCGGAAGCCCUGGAAGGUGGCGCAGCCGGCGCUGGCCGUGGUUCUCUUCCUUCAGGAGGAGUAUGGCGAGGAGCAGAUCCUGCAGCUGCACCGCACGCUGCAGCGGCCGCCCUGGCGCCACCACCACACGGAGCGCGUGCCCGGCAGGUUCCUGCCCUACCUGCCCUGCAGCCAGGACUUCUUCACGCUGGCCCCCGGGACCGCGCUGUGGGCCAUUCGGCCCGUGCACUACGGCAAGGAAAUCGUGCGCUUCACUAUCUACUGUCGCCAUGACAACUACGCCGACAUCCUCAAGUUCUACGAGCUGAUCCUCCGGCGCAGCCCCAGCCAGAGGAAGACGGACUUCUGCAUCUUCCCCAUUUUCUCCAAUCUGGAUGUGGACAUCCAGUUCUCCCUGAAAAGGCUACCCUGUGACCAGACCCCCGUCCCUACCGACUCCUCGGUGCUGGAGUUCCGGGUCAAGGACAUCGGUGAGCUCGUGCCUCUCUUGCCCAACCCCUGCAGCCCCAUCAGUGAGGGCCGCUGGCAGACAGAGGACCUCGACGGGAACAAGAUCCUCCUGCAGGCGCAAAGAGUGCACAAGAGGUUCCCGAAGGCCGGCAGAAGCCACCACUCGUCAGAGCAGAAACCUCCUCCCAUGCCUUCCCCGAGCACCACCGCACCAAGCUGGAUGCUUGGCAGCAGCCAGCAGCCCCUACUGGACAGCUCACAUCUGGGGCCCGGCCAGACAGGCCGGCCAACUGGGCACCAGCAGGAAUCUGCCAGACGAGCCAGCAGCCCUCCCAGCUUCCCCUGGUCCUUCCAGAGAAGCAAGUCCUUGUUUUGUUUGCCCACAGGAGACCCCUCCCCGGGAUCCUCAGCUCUACCACAGUGGUUUUCAAGCACAGAUGCCCCAGGGCACAGGGCAUCGGAGGGGAGGCACAGCCACCUCCUCUCCAUCGAUGACUUGGAGGGGGCCCAGGAGACCGACGUGGACACGGGCCUCCGGCUCUCCUCCUCGGACCUCUCUGUGGUCUCUGCCUAUUCGGCACCCAGCAGGUUCUGCAGCACUGUGGAGACAACCCUCCCCCCUGAAAGAUGUAGCAGCCACUGGUCAAAGCCCAAGGGUUUCAGAGAAGGACUGCUGCCCACUGGGAGUGGGGUGACCACAGAGACCGCCUGGGCUUCCCUCCCUUUCUUCACCAAAGGGCCUUCCAGCUCCUCAGCCACAGCUGCUGCUGCUCCCCCCACUCCUGGCACCUCCUCACUCACAGAGUCUUCCCCAGAGCCUCCCUGGGAUGCUCCCAGCGCUAAGCAGACCGCGGGGAGAGACGCCCCGCCACCCCCAGUGCUGGCCAGACCUGUGGACAAUGACACAGAGGAAUUCUACAUCUGAAUACCCUCUACUCUGGCAUUCCAGAUACAUAGGCUCAGGUCCUACUGCCCCUCUGGGGUCUGAACACCACCUGUGCGUGCUCUCAGCCCGCUCCCCCAGGUCUGUCGAGAAUCUGUCUCAUGGGUUCGUUAGCACAUUUGCCACACCACCCAUUCUUACCUGAGAGGUGGCAUAUUUUAGAGACUUGCUGGAAAAAUACUCGCAUUUUUAUGCAAAUAAAUUCUUGAGCUUAAAUUGUAAAAUUUUUUUUGAAUACCCAAUUCCUUUUGAGAUAUGGUUUAGUGCACUUAAUACGAUUUAAAUGCCUCAUAUAAUUAUUUGAAAUGAAAAGAAAACCUAGUCAGCCGGAGCUGAUUUGGCAAUUUUUCAUGCUGUGAAGGAAAAACAAAGCCAAAAUGUUGAAUGUGGGAAAGAUACUAAGUGACCUGUAUGAGAGAUUAGUGCACAAUAACGUGAUGUACACAGCUUACUGGAUUCUGCAUACAUAUUUGCAUUACCAGGCAACAGUGGCCCUAAGAAUUUCCAGGUAGUGCUUAUAAUGAAAAAAGUCCACUUGAUAAAACAGUAAACAUGUAUCAGACUAUAGUAAUGCCUCUCUGUGAUGCCGUGCACAUCUGAAAAUCUGGAUUUAUGCAAAGGUAGCUAAUAUACUUUAUAAGGAUUUAUCCUGAGUAACAGACUCUUGGGUGGAAUCAAAAUAUGAUUUGAGUUCCAAAAACCAGAUUUGCAUCCACUUUUCAACAACACCUCACUGUAACAAGUGGAGUCUACAGAAGACCACUCCACUCCCGGGAUUUAUUUGGAUCACUGAAGAACCGCUCAUUGGAGUUACAGAAUAAUAGGAUAUUGGUCAUAGGGGUAGCUAGUCUUAAGAUUCUUCCAUUUUAUAAAAACCACCGUCUUAAGGGCUAUGUAUAUAUGUAUCGAUAUAAAUGACAAGAGCCACACUUUAUACUACUUUCUCCAGUAAACAUGCAUUGUCACACAACCUGAUAUUCCCGUUUUUAAAUAAUUUGUAAGCUUUGUAAGUGGCACUUCGAUGGCACAGAGUAAUAAAUGCCCCCAUCUUCUCCAAAUGGGAAGCUUUAUAUGAAAUGUUGUCCUGAACAAACACUGUUUCAUUGCCAGGCUUCCACGAGUGCCUAGAAGCCUUAAUUAAAGCUGGAGCUCUAGCCCAAACUUAACCUUUUCUGCCUGGUGUCUGCUUCUUCGGAAGCAUGAAUGAGAUUUAAAUAGCACCUCUCUCCCACUCAGUAGGGGUAUGUUUACAAUUCCAACCUCAGCAGUGCCAAGCGCCGGCUCGGGGGGCAAUGCAGAGCCGUGCCUGGCUACCCACCUACCUUUGGGAAAGAGGAGCAUGGACUUACUGGCCUCGCCUUCCUGGUCUGGUGCUCCUUGCCUCCAGGACUCCGGGCCAGCUUUCCCGUCUCUGAAAGCGCCCACACCAGUCUGGACACAGCCUCAGGGUCCUUCCCCAAGCAGCCAUGGAGCACUUGCCGUCCCUGUAAUGAGAACCUCAGAUCCUGUCCCAAACAGCCAAAUGAUAAUAUUCUCCGUGUUGAUAAAGACAUGGUCUCUUAUAGUUCUAGGCCAGAAGGGAGAAAACGUUUUCUAGAAAAGCCUAGAUAAUAAAUACAGUAGGUUUUGCCAGCCAUCUGGUUUCCACUGGGGCUACUCCACUCUCAUCAGAGCGUGGAAACAGCCAAGGAAGAUGUGUACGUGAACGGGAGUGGCCGAGUUCCAAUAAAACUUUAUUUACAAGAAUAGGCCUAACCCUUGUGCUAGACGGAGAUGGAUUUAAACCCUCGGGCACAGUCAGCAAUAAAGAAUCAAAGUCUGCAGCCCUCUGAGGGACCUCUUUCUGCAGAGAUAGUUCCUAGAAAGCCACUAGCCAUCCACCUCCUGUCCAGAAACGUGACUCAUGGCUGCGGAGGAUGAAAAACAACAGGUCAAUGUUAGGAAGGAGAAAAAUAACUCAGAGGUGUUGACGCAAGCUUGUGAGUAGCAAAGGUCAGGGAGGCAUAAACAAGUGGACCACCUGUCAGGUGAUGGCUCCUCCUGGCUUCACCCCAUCCAUGCCCUUAGUUUAGUUUAAUAUACUUGCAUGCACCCCUAGGAUUGCUUUGGAGCCCAACCCUGAUGCUCUCCGGUCCCACCCCUUCUUAGUAAUCCCCCCCAGCACAGUCCAGUCUACCAAACUAAGGGACCCCAUAGGAUGUCAGUGACACCAUUCAAAAGCAGGAAAUGCAAGAUGCCCCCAUAACACGAGGGGAGAAUGGAGGGAAACCCACCACAGACCACAUUCAGGCACCCCCCUCCCGCCACUUCCCUCCCAGGCUGUGGUUGGCCGUGGCCGUGCCCUCUGUGCAGAAGAAUGCCACAGACACAUACUGACAAAAGCCUAGCUCCCACUUCUGGCCACGCGCUAGCAUUUUCCUCAUCCAGGAAGGCUCCUGACACCCCCUGGGGGGAGCCUGACUCUUGGAUUACUGCUGUUAUAAUAGAGGCUGGCAUACUGUAAAUGCUCAAU
This is a messenger RNA of Zalophus californianus (California sea lion), 4350 nucleotides long. RefSeq names its product family with sequence similarity 124 member A (gene FAM124A). The transcript has 4 exons. The record is from RefSeq and is a predicted model, not a curated record. NCBI's taxonomy places the organism in Eukaryota, Metazoa, Chordata, Mammalia, Carnivora, Otariidae. The coding region runs from base 180 to 1820 and encodes 546 amino acids.